Molecule: messenger RNA, 5268 nt
Organism: Poeciliopsis prolifica (blackstripe livebearer)
Lineage: Eukaryota; Metazoa; Chordata; Actinopteri; Cyprinodontiformes; Poeciliidae
Gene: sfxn3
Product: sideroflexin 3
Exons: 11
Coding region: 89-1057 (322 amino acids)
Biological process (GO): monoatomic ion transport; serine import into mitochondrion
Cellular component (GO): mitochondrial inner membrane
Molecular function (GO): monoatomic ion transmembrane transporter activity
Source: RefSeq, a predicted model, not a curated record
GUUAAAGCAUCAUAGGUCCACCCGGUGAGUGCUGUGAUAUUGAGAGGUCAUACAUUUUCAAAAAUCAAAGUAAUUGGACCAGUCCAGGAUGUCUGAGGAGUUGUCGCUCAACAUAAACAUUAAGGAGCCGAGAUGGGACCAGGGGACCUUCAUGGGACGCGCCAAACACUUCUUCAUGGUCACAGAUCCCAGGAAUGUCCUGUUGUCCUCUGAGACGCUGGAAGAAGCCAGAGUAAUCGUAGAGAACUACAGAGCUGGAACCGUGACUCCUGGCCUGACCGAGGAUGAACUUUGGAGAGCCAAGUACAUUUACGACUCUGCUUUCCAUCCCGACACUGGAGAGAAGAUGUUUGUGAUUGGUCGGAUGUCUGCUCAGGUGCCAAUGAACAUGUCCAUCACAGGCUGCAUGCUCACCUUCUACAGGACUACUCCAGCAGUCGUGUUCUGGCAGUGGGUUAACCAGUCCUUCAACGCCAUUGUCAAUUACACCAACCGCAGUGGAGACGCUCCCAUGACCAUGAACCAGCUUGGUGCCGCCUACGUUAGUGCCACUACAGGAGCUGUGGUCACCGCACUCGGACUCAAGUCUCUAGCUACGCGUCUCCCCCCAAUCGUCAGUCGGUUUGUCCCUUUUGCUGCCGUGGCCGCUGCCAACUGUAUUAAUAUUCCCUUCAUGAGACAGAGGGAACUGAAGUACGGCAUCCCGGUGAUGGAUGAGAAUGGAAACCGGUUAGGAGAAUCUGCCAACGCUGCCAAACAAGCCAUCGUUCAGGUGGUUGUGUCCAGGAUUGGCAUGGCGGUGCCUGCAAUGGCCAUUCCUCCUGUUAUAAUGAACGCUCUGGAGAAGAAAGCCUUCAUGAAGCGUUUCCCAGUUCUGAAUGCUCCUGUCCAAGUGGGGCUCGUCGGUAUGUGCCUGGUGUUCGCAACGCCUCUCUGCUGCGCCCUGUUCCCUCAGAAAAGCUCCAUGAGCGUGAGCGGACUGGAGCCAGAUCUGCAGGAGAGUAUACGGCAGCGAAGUCCAGACACCACCACCGUCUACUUCAACAAAGGCCUGUAGGCACAUGAGCAGGAAACAUACAAACACACACAGAUACAUGUCUGUUAUCACGGGCAGGAGUGAGAGUGAAAAACAUUUAUUUAUGCUUUUGCAGUCAUUUUUAUUUUUGGUAUAUAUUCGGUUCUUGUAUUUUCAUUUCGUCUUCCUCUUGAUGGAUAACACAGGAAGCUGAUAAUCACUGACUGGUGAUUUACUUCAUGUUACUGUUAUUGUCCUGCUAGAAUAUUCAAGUUAUAAAUGAAGGUUUUUCCUUUUAGUUGUGUUUCCUGAAUAUAACGUUGCCUUGUGUGUUAUCUUUGUUUUGACCGGGGUUUUCAACCUGUGGCUAUGUUAGCCUUCCCAAUUGACUCUUAAUAUCUUGGAAAAAUGUAGAACUCAACUGUGGUUUAGAUCUAAAUGUGAUACAAAGUAAUACUUUCACCUUGUUUCUGUGUUUUCUUGUCACAUUUGCACAGAAUCUCCAUAAUAUAACGACUAAUUGUACAAAGAUUUUUUUUUUUUUUUUUUGCAUUAGGCCAUGACCUGGUGUGUUUUCCCUUAGUUAUUUAGAAUAUAUGAAACUUCUUCUAAACCAUAAAAUUGUGAUUUUUUAAAAAAUUGUAUUUAUUUUAUUUUUUACCAUAAAACAAGCACAUUUUAAAUAGUGGGAAUAAGACUGCAAAUAAUUAUUUUAGUAGUCGUAAUACAGAGUAUCUAUUACUCUGAAAAUCGGAGAAAAUAAUUGGCACCUUCUGCAGAUUUUUUAUGUCUUUCUACAAUACUAGAAAUACAUUAAAAUAUAAAAAUAAAUGCAACUAAUCAAAUUCCCUUUUAAAUAAGAAAAUCAAAUGUUGCCUUUAGUGCAACAGCAGCGUUGAUUCAAUGUAAGCUUGAUCACUUGCAAAAGAUUCAUCUGCAGUUAAAAAAUAUAUACUUUUAACAUAAACAUGUGAGAAGCUUGACUGAUGUGUUGACUAUUUUAUGAAUUAUCUGAUUAAUAACUGGACAACAAAAUGUUCUAUUGGAAGAUUGUAUUUGAACCAGGUAGAGCUAAAACACUUGAGGAGUUUUUUAACACAUAUUUACAAAGAAAAAAUUUAAAUUGUUUGUACAGGUUUGGCUUAAUUACUACCGUGGGUAUUUUUUUUUUUUUUUAGCAUAUGGUAUAUUUUAGAGUCUGUGUGCUCCAGUUAACAAGUAGCCACUUACUAAAUUAGUUGGCAAUUAAUUCAAUAAUCGAUUCAUCACAGUUAAUCUGACCCAUCGUUACAGCCCUAGUGGGUAUUUAUAAUGUCUAUCAGUUUUUGAAUGGUCAUGCAGGGUUUGCAGAUCAGGACAGAACUAAUUUAAGAGCAGCUAGGUAAUAAAUGAUUUAUAAAAGUUUCUAACCCCUAAUUUUGACACAUCACACAAGCUAUGUGGUGUAAAAUCUUUGCUUCUAUUUUUUGCUAAAAGUAAUCCCCUGAUGUGGGUUUUUGUUUUGUAUCACACAGCCACUGGUUAUCAAGAGCAGCUCUUUUCAACUGUCCUUCAAGUGUACUUAAACCUUUAGGUACAUGUGCUUCAGAAAAUGUUUAGAGGACAUAGAUGAGUGUAGUUUAUAUUACUCUAAGAAGCCCCAUUGUUUUUAUCUACACGUCGCUCACAGGAAAGAAGUAAAAACUGUACUGAUCUAACUUCAAAAUCUCCACCUUACUUUUAUGCGUAUAUUAAAUGCAGAUAAUCGAUGCCGACAUAUAGGCAUCAGAAAUCUUUCAAACAAACCUCUCUCUCCUCUUCAUUUAAAUUAAAAAUACAGUAAAAAAGUUUUUUUUUCCGUUUUAUUUACUGUUUUGAGAACUUUGCUUACACCAUUGAGAUCCAGUUCUACCAAAAGAAAUUAGUAAAUGCUGUAACAAAUUUUAAAGUGUAAAUGUUAGAUGCACAGUGAGCUUCAAUAAUUGUUUUGAGCCUCUAAUGUCAUUUAAUGAGGUCACCGAACACACAGCUAGCUAUUCAGGGUGAUUACAUAGUGAUAGUGGUGUAUGUGAGGGUAUACAAGUCGUCAUAGUGUUUGUCGUAAAUUACAUUGAAACUAGCAUAUAUUUUCUGAAUACUAAUGUAAAAUACGGAGCACAGAUAUAUGCCCUGGAGAAUAAGGUCAGCUGCUAGUUGAUAGGAGUUUUGCUGCAUCUGAGUGAGACUUCCUCAUACUGAGUGCUAAUGAGUGAUCGUCUUCUGAGGAAACUCACUAUUUACAAUUUACCAGCAAUCAUUUAACACUUGUGCAAUGAGAUGCUUUGAAUGCUCCUGUUUAAAAAAUAAAUAUAUAUAUAUACAUAUGUAGUGACAGUAAGACUGUACAGGCUAUGUUUGUAGUGAGGUUUGUGAUUGUGCAAUUACCCAUUUAUUGUAAACCAAUGGAAAAGGUGAAGGGACUAAUGAAGGGACACUUCACCUUAGUGUCCCUUCACUAAGGUGAAGGGACACAAACCUACAGGUGCAUCUUGAUAUAUUAGAAUAUAGUUGUAGAGUUAAUGCAUUGUACUUCGUAGUAUGGAAGAGGUCAGCUUUGACUGCUGAAGUUUUGAGGAAUCAAACAAUGGUUAAUGGUUUCAGAAACCAUCAAUUAAACGAUUUUAAAUUGUUUAACAUUUAUAUGCAAGAUUUUAAGGAGCUGGCAAGUUUGUAAAAGUACAAAGAACAAUAUCCAUAGCUAAAUUGUUUUGUUACCAUAGCAACAAUCUGAUGCUAUGAUGUAAAUCUUUGAGUUUGAGCUCUGUUUGUUCACAAAUACUAAUUGGUGAACUGUGAUUAUAACUUAUUGCUUUUUAGGUUGGCCAAUUAAACUACUCCCCCUCUUCCGGAUUUGACUAAAUCAAACACAGAAGGUGUUAGAGGUGCUAAUGUUUUUAGCAACAAAAGGGGCCCCGAAGUCAAAUUCUGCUCCAGGCCUCAUACAGCCUCGGAACGGCCCUGCUCCAGUUAAAUUCGCUGCACUGCGCAGAGAUGCGCAACAAACGGGAGAUUUGAUUCAAAGCUGCUAAUGUGGCUUUAGUGCCUCUUCCAUUUCGUGUCUGUUGAGUUUUUAACAAGGGACACAGAAAGUUUUACUUUUUUAAACUGAAGUACAGGAACUGAUAUAAAUGAUAUUCUAAUGUAUGGAGAUGCACCAGAAGGUAAUUGUGAUGGUAUAUUCUGGAAAUGUAAUGGUUCUUAGCAGUCAAAAGUCACCAGAAUAUAUUGAUUUUUUUUUUUUAAUUGAUUAUCAUGUAAAACUUUGCAGAUUCUGUGCGUUUUAAUGUAAUUAUGACAUGCUUACUCCAUGACUACAUGCAGCACUACCUUUGAGUCUCUUCCCUUUAAAUGCUUGAAUCAAACACAUGAUUGUGAAGAUAGGAGACGGGCCAGCAGCGGUCUGUGGUAAAAGCUUGUUGCUGCAGCAGUGUGGAUGUGUUGCUGUGUGUUGCUUUCAUAUUGAGGCUGAUGCUGCACUAUAUUAUAGCCUUUGCUGUUUUACCUUCUAGACCUGAGUGACUUCUGUUGUUCUUUAAAACCCGCGUUUUACAGCGUGCGUUGAAUGUGUGUUUUGUUGUUUACUGAACAACAAUCUUGAGGUGGCUAAACAAUAAUUCUGCAAACUUUGCUCAUCACUAAGGAUUUUCUGCAGCUCUUAGCUUACCAGGAAUAGAACAAACAGUUUGAUUCAUCUCAGCCUUUAACUGUACCAUUAUAACCUGAUGCAUCCAAAGACAAGGCGGCUAAGAACUCAUUGGGGAAGUAAUAAUCUCUUGAUGCAGCUUUUUCUCAGCUUUAUGAUGUAGACUUCCUCAUGCAAAUCAUUUAUGUGUACAUGUGCCCCUCAGCCUGCACAGUGCUGCAUUUUACACCAAACUGUAAGAAAAUCCCAAAGCACAGUCAGGAGUGCAAAGUUACUGAACUAGUUAUGUACAAAUACCAGCAUAUUUUAGUUGCCAUUUACUUUAACUCUCCAAAAACACUGUUGAACACUUGACACUGAUCUUGACUUUCACCUCUGUUUUGCAUGCUUUGACUGCUGAAAGCACAAAUGUAAGAACAAUCCAUGUUCUUGUUACACUCCAUGAAUGUUAUUGGUUUUCUGUUAUGUACAUUUAGACUUGUCAGUAUUGGUGCACAGUAUUUUUUCUCCCUCUGUUUUGUAUUGUUCAAAAUGUUUCCUUGAUGUAAGAUGUAUUUUACCGAGAGCAAUAAAAGCAGAUGUUGAAACCAGA